Molecule: messenger RNA, 1226 nt
Organism: Corticium candelabrum
Lineage: Eukaryota; Metazoa; Porifera; Homoscleromorpha; Homosclerophorida; Plakinidae
Product: carbohydrate sulfotransferase 14-like
Exons: 1
Coding region: 179-1222 (347 amino acids)
Biological process (GO): carbohydrate biosynthetic process
Cellular component (GO): membrane
Molecular function (GO): sulfotransferase activity
Source: RefSeq, a predicted model, not a curated record
UUAUAUCAGACACGCCUACAGGAGUACACGUACAUAAUUUGUAACUUACGUACUUUCCAAAAAGGCGGAAGCAUUUACGCCCCACUAGCACAAUCGAUCCGCGCUGCGGGACGGUGUACACUCGCCCAGUAGUCUCGCGCAGCCAGCCCCUCCUCCUUUUGACAUAUUGCGCAUCGUUAUGCUAAAGGCUGUUUUUGGCAUUGUUCUCUUUCUAGUGAUUGUCAUUUUAGUGACAUUAUAUUUCCUCUCUACAACUCAACACUCUAGAAUCGCCUCUAUCCAACCAUUGAUAUCGAUACAAUCGACACGUCUAGAUGUGGCGUCUAGAGGUGAGAAGCUAUUGAAAUUGAAGAGAAGACAAAGCGUAACGACAGACAUACACAAUGAGUCGCAAAUUACAAUUAUCGGAGUUGACGAAAGAGCUAAAGAAAUUUUUAGGAAAAGAAGGAAUGCGGUACGAGCUGUAUGUAAACAAACUGGAAGAAAGAAGCUUGGAGUGAGUGCACCUCAGAUGGACGACGUGUAUCACCACAUGAUUGUAGAUGACAAACACAAACUGAUCUAUUGCUAUGUGCCUAAAGCGGCUUGUUCCUCAUGGAAGCGUGUCAUGUUACGUCUAACAGGAGCCACUGAUACUAGAGCUCCACAUGAACGCAAAAAUCAUUUACUAAUGUCUGAUUUGCCAAAAUCGGAAAGAGAAAAGAGAAUGAAGACUUACAAAAAGUUCAUGGUUCAUCGAGAGCCACUUGGCCGUCUCCUCUCCGCUUAUUUUGAUAAAUUUGUGAGAGAUGAUGCAAUGAGAUUGACAUUUGGAAGGAAAAUUAUUUACCGGUACAGAAGUAAUCCUUCAAGACAUAGUCUGAAGUAUGGCAAUGAUGUCACAUUUAGAGAGUUUGCUCGUUUUGUAGUGGAUGUUGCACACAAAACACGAACGAUAGACAUGAAUGAGCAUUGGCGUUCACAAGUGAAGCUUUGUCAGCCUUGUACUGUCGACUAUAAUUAUUACAGUGAGAUGGAGACUGUGGAGAGGGAUGCAGAGGCAUUACUCAAGAUCGUUGGUGCACCGACUCAUAUCAAGUUUCCUCAUUCACACAAAACAAAUUCAGCUCAAAAUGUGACUCAGUUUUAUGGUGACCUAGGCAAGAAUCUUAUUCUAAAACUGCUGGCUGUUUACAGAGAAGAUGUUGCUAUUUUUGGCUACAAUAAAUUUAAAGUCUAUUAGAAAA